AUGCCUCUAUAUGCUAAGUUUAUGAAGGAACUACUGUCUAAGAAAAGGUCUUUAGAGGAAGGCCAAAUGGUGGUAUUGACAAAAGAAUGUAGUGCUAUCAUCCAGAGAACACUUCCAAUGAAGAAAAAGGAUCCUAGAAGCUUUCACAUUCCUUGCACCAUAGGUAGCAUAAUGAUCGAGAAAUCAUUAUGUGACCUGGGUGCUAGCAUAAAUCUGAUGCCUUUGUCUCUCAUGAAGAGACUUCAAAUUCAUGAAUUGAAAUCCACAUGGAUAGCUCUCCAAAUGGCAGACAAAUCCAUCAAGCAAGCCCUUGGAGUGGUGAAAAAUGUACUUGUGAAAGUAGGAAACUUUUUCAUUCCAGCUGUCUUUGUGAUCCUUGAUAUGGAAGAAGAUUAUAACACUCUUAUCAUCCUGGGAAGACCUUUCUUGGCUACAGGAAGAGCACAGAUCGAUGCUGAAAGAGGAGAAUUGAUGCUAAGAGUGCAUGACGAGCAUCUAACAUUCAAUGUUUUCAAAAAUCUACAAGAACCAAUCCAAGAGAAGGAAUGUAUGAGGAUUGAUGAGGGAGAUCCAAACUGGAAAGAGAAAUCUGAGGAGCCACCUCUAGAACUCAUAAGCUCAUUCUUGGAGGAGAAGAAAGAAACUAAAGAGAGGCAGAAAGUUCAAGGAGUCAGAAAAGCCAAAGAAAAACCACAAGCAAAGUCCCCAAUGGUGACAAAUGAGAAAGUUCCUAACAUCGAGCCUACCAACAAGGAAGAAUCAUCAAAAAAGAGGAAGAACAGCAAGAAGAAGGUGCCUAAAGGUUGA
This is a messenger RNA of Arachis ipaensis, 807 nucleotides long. RefSeq lists its product as uncharacterized. Lineage: Eukaryota; Viridiplantae; Streptophyta; Magnoliopsida; Fabales; Fabaceae. The record is from RefSeq and is a predicted model, not a curated record.